Messenger RNA from Nilaparvata lugens (brown planthopper), 360 nucleotides. Its product is annotated as vasorin-like. Lineage: Eukaryota; Metazoa; Arthropoda; Insecta; Hemiptera; Delphacidae. The annotation marks the transcript as partial. Gene Ontology annotation, molecular function: protein binding. The record is from RefSeq and is a predicted model, not a curated record. The transcript has 2 exons. Gene Ontology annotation, cellular component: extracellular matrix.
GUCAAGGACUCACCCAACUGGAUCUAUCACAGAACUGGCUCAAUUCAGUGCCAUCCAGUGCUUUGAAAAAUCUUCACCAUCUGCUAAUCCUGAAUCUGAAUCACAACAAGAUCAGUGCCCUACACGCCAAGGCCUUCGAGGGUUUGGAUACACUAGAGAUACUCAUCCUAUUCGAGAACAAGAUCACCACCAUAGAUCCCGAUACCUUCAAAGGCAUUGAAAAGAAACUGAAGAGAUUGAACCUGGCUGGCAACGAAUUGAAUUCGGUGCCACAAGCCGCUCUUUCCAUUCUCUACAAUCUCAGGAAGCUGGAGCUCCAUGAAAAUUCCAUAUCUACUGUUUCGGAAGGGGACUUCGAAG